AUGACAUCAGUCAUGGAAAAUGAAGAUUCAACCCCUACAUCUCAUCAAAAACCCUCAGGCUCUUCGCACAAUAGCUCUGGAGUUUCUCCUGGUGAUGGAAUCUGUCCAACAACAUCGCAGUUCAAUCUGUGCUAUCGAUCCAAGCUUGCUCAGUGGAAACAUGCGGCUACUGCGCAUAUCCCGGGCUCUGACUCGUUGGAUUUCUACAUACAAUCCUUCUUAAACCUGCUCAAGGACAUUCCUCCAUUUUUUCAUUCUCCUCCAGAAGAGGUGGCGAGAUUUGUGGGAGACUGUCUUAUUGAAUCAGAGAUAUGCAUCGACUCGACGGAGGAUCCCUCCUGCGAUCGACCUCGCAUGUCACUCAAGUAUCGUCACUUCGUCGCAAAGCCACGGCCUGUCACAUGCCGUACUGCUACGGAGGUGCCAACAGAAGUAUCAAUUCCCGCCUCUGCCAGCCCUCUUCGUGCCGGGUAUUUCACCAGCAUCGCCCUAGCGUGGUGUUAUAUCCUUUCUGCCCGCUGGGUGGAGAUUCUACAGCAAGCUGGAUUGGAGUGCCACAUGUUCCAUGCAAAAGGCUUGCAGCUUGAAAACUCUUUCUGGGACAUUGUUCUGCAGGGUCAUUGGGAAGCUCGAUGCAGGGACCCCGAAGACGAGGAAGAACAGCUCUACUCUCCUUGGAUGCUGAGGUUGUCUGACAUCACUUACCCCCAAGAUGAAUGGGAAUCGGCCGCUUCAGAUUCAGCCCUUGCUUUUGGCGCCCUUGUCAGAUUUUGCACAUUUGAAGGCCUCGAAGGAGAGUUACUCAUUGGUCUUGCUGCGAUCCUGAAUCUAGAACCAUGGACGAUAUCUCGACCCAAAUUCCCUCCUCCUGUGAUGAUCCCAGCCAUGUCUUUGAGCCCUGGCCCAGUUUGCAAGAACACCAUUUACGACAAGCUGUUCCGAUCAAUCGAUCAAUGCAUGUUUCUCAGCACAACAGGAGAGGCUAUCGACUCACUGAGUUGCAGUGUGUUCUUUGACCCUAGCGUGCCCUGCAAUCUCGUAGGGGCCGGUAUUUUAGGCAUAAUUGAAGCUCUUUCGCCAACCGAGACGAUGAGCAAGCGGCAGCUGCACACAGAGCACAAGCCAUGUGACGACUUGCGCCCUUUUAUUGACAAGAUUGACAAACAGCAGCUCCUCAACGCGAUCAUGUAUGUGAAACCAUAUCUGGGUCUUUUUUGGACAGCAGCAAUCUACACCAACCAGGUGAUGCCCCUGCUGAGGUGGUCGCUUAGCGGGAUACCAAUUCUUUGUCUGCCUGCCGCGUACUGGACAAAUACACACCAAUCGUUCCUUCAGAUGAACUACCGUUCAGCCUCCUCCAAGGAGCUUUUAUGCACUCGGGUGGAUGAAUUUCAGACCUCGCACUUCUGUCUGUCCAAUACUACUUCACUGCCAUGGCCAUGGUCCCCAGCACCGCCAUUUGGCUCAACUCCAGUCACAAAUCUAAGCCUCGAAGCGAGGGAGCAUCUGUCACACAUGCAUAGACCUCGCUCUUGGCAGAUAUACUGGAUACUAGAGUCUGAGCAAAAAAUCCCUGCGAGCAGCAAGCAUGACUUCGAAAGUUCGGAGGUUCAUAUUAUGAACUACUUUGAUUGUGCAGGAAAUUCUGACGAAAGUUUGGCUGAAGGACAAUCGGGCAAUGGAACACGAAGACUCUUCUGUUGGCAGAGGCAUCAUGAGGGUGCCAUAUGGCUUGAUGAUGGGUCGGGUGACGUUGAUGCCAUCCGUCGUAUGCAGAUACAUCCUUGGAUCAAAGACCCCUGGAACAACAACGACUUCCCGGUUUCUGAGCCCGAGCACAAGGAGCUUGAUUUGGAAAGAAUCUUGAAAUGGAGAGAUGUGAUUGAGCACGAUGGCUGCCAGAAGCUUGGUUCAUGA
Aspergillus aculeatus ATCC 16872 is the source of this 1917-nucleotide messenger RNA. RefSeq lists its product as uncharacterized. NCBI's taxonomy places the organism in Eukaryota, Fungi, Ascomycota, Eurotiomycetes, Eurotiales, Aspergillaceae. The transcript is spliced from 4 exons. Bases 1 to 1917 code for a protein of 638 amino acids. The record is from RefSeq and is a predicted model, not a curated record.